Adineta ricciae is the source of this 711-nucleotide messenger RNA. The record is from the annotation of a GenBank genome assembly. NCBI's taxonomy places the organism in Eukaryota, Metazoa, Rotifera, Eurotatoria, Adinetida, Adinetidae.
AUGCAACCGACAUAUCUCUAUCCAUCCGAAUUUGAUCAAGAAAUCCAAUGGCGUUCAAAAUUCUCGAUGGUGAUACCGAUUAUUAUCGGCUUCUUACAAAUGAUCUUAACAUUUGCUAUUGUUGGUCUCGAAAUCGCAUCUGUCGUUAUUUCACCAAGUCGAGGUACACUCUAUGCUGGCUUUUGGUUAUCAAUUUUCUUCACCAUAUCAUGGGUGUCGAUGUUUAUCUUAGUUUGCUGUCAUCGUUCACGUAAAUGGUCAACCUAUGUUUUCUUCAUAUCUAUUCUUUGUGCUGCAGCUGCAAUCACAUUGAUCGUUUUGGACGCUUUGUUCAUUGCUAAUAUCACACGAUGCUUCUUUUCGAAUGUUAUCUGUAUCGAUAUUGAAUCGUCAGGCUAUCGACGAUCAGGUAUACCAUUAGGAAGAAAAGUUCAAAUUCUCAAAGCACAAUUAGCCAUGGCAGCAGCUUUGUUAGCAACAGCUAUUUUGUACAUACUACUAUUCAUUUUAGCAAGUAUGAGUAGUCGAUCAGGCAGAAAUCGUGUUCUGAUGCAGGAGUCUCAAUCACAACCACAAGUUGUUCGUCGAACUGAAACGAUUCAACCAGCACAAGGAUGGAAAGCAACAUCAGUACCUGUUACAUACGAACCAAGUCAACUUGAAUGUCCUCAUUGUGGUACAUUGAUCAAAUUAGCACAGAAGAAACGAUGA